Messenger RNA from Miscanthus lutarioriparius, 558 nucleotides. The record is from the annotation of a GenBank genome assembly. NCBI's taxonomy places the organism in Eukaryota, Viridiplantae, Streptophyta, Magnoliopsida, Poales, Poaceae.
AUGGACGUCGCCGACGGAUGCCACGGACGCCGCGGGGCCGUCUGGCGCGCCGCCUGCUUCCUCUCCUACGCGGACACCAACGCGUCCACGGCCCGCGAAGACGCGUUUCGCGGCUGGUUCUAUGACGACAACAGCGCCGACGGCGACGACACGCCGACCGCGGCGCUGGGGAGAGAAUGUGUGGCCAACCGCACCGCGGCGGAGUGCUCACGGUGCCUGAACGAGUCGGCAAAAGUGGUUCCAGCGCUGAAGGAAGGGCGGAGGAAGAGGAAGCUGUCGUUGGUCCACGGUGAUGCGGUGGUGGUCGUCGGCUACUCCUGCUACCUGCGCGUCCCGUUAUUCCCUCCAAUGCCGCGGUGGGAGACCUACGGUGAGCUCACUCGUUCUGUCUCGGUCUCUUUCUUGUCCAAGAAACAGGAAAUCGGGGCGAUGACGAUGGUGCUCGUCCUUGCAGUUUUCGGAGUCUUCGCAGUCUUUGAUGUGGUUGGGGUAGUGCUCAUCGAAGUAGUGGGGCUUCUGUUCUGCAUCGAGAAAGCUCGGGAGUUUAAUCCAGCAUGA